AAAAUCAAUAAUACUGUUCGUUUUGACAGAUACCGCAUAUUCUCUGAAAUUUUUUGCCAAUAAGUGUAGUCUAAUUUUAGAGUGAAUUUAUUAAUAAAAUAGUAAAAUAACUACUAAUAUUUUCAUAAAGAUGACUGCUCAAACUAUUCUUUUCGAUUUUUCUGUGGAUUCAGAAAGGACCACUGAUACUAAACAACGACAAGAAAUUGCUAAAGUAGUCCGCGGUGAAGUAGAAAACAUAUUUCCACAAGUCGAACUUGCAUAUCAAAUGACCAUGGAGGAUGGAUUUUUCUGUGUGUUCACAGAAAACAAGGAGACAAUGAUUACCUUACGCAUUUUUCAACAAGGGCUUGUAACUUUAAAUAUUGAGUAUUACUUAGAAGAUGGAAAAGAACCACUGAUGACUUUCGAUACAAUGCGCACAAUGGAACUAGUUUUACGUCAAAAAUUGCAUUCCGAUCGUUCCAAGUAUUUACCGCCGAUAAAACGUGGUGGAUACAUUGACAUAUACAUGACUAGUUCAGUCAUCCAAACGCCUUGAAAAUAUCCUAGCCAAGAAAUUGAAAGUUCAUUCUGGCCAAGUAUUGCCCACUUUGAAACGUGGAGAUGUCGCUAGGUAUUUUCCAUCAUCAG
Messenger RNA from Bactrocera dorsalis (oriental fruit fly), 633 nucleotides. RefSeq lists its product as uncharacterized. NCBI's taxonomy places the organism in Eukaryota, Metazoa, Arthropoda, Insecta, Diptera, Tephritidae. Gene Ontology annotation, biological process: spermine biosynthetic process. Bases 131 to 541 code for a protein of 136 amino acids. Gene Ontology annotation, molecular function: spermine synthase activity. The transcript has 3 exons. The record is from RefSeq and is a predicted model, not a curated record.